This is a messenger RNA of Bipolaris zeicola 26-R-13, 318 nucleotides long. RefSeq lists its product as uncharacterized. The record is from RefSeq and is a predicted model, not a curated record. The coding region runs from base 1 to 318 and encodes 105 amino acids. The transcript is spliced from 4 exons. NCBI's taxonomy places the organism in Eukaryota, Fungi, Ascomycota, Dothideomycetes, Pleosporales, Pleosporaceae.
AUGACUUUUCGUAUCACAGGCUGUGGCGCUCAGGGCUUCACCUCUUGGCCGGUUCGCUACGUUGGUCGGAGGCCUGGAACAUGCAAGAUAGGAGCAACCCGGCACUUGAGAUGGUUCCGAGUCGUCAGCAUGGAUGCUGUUCGGCGAUCAAGGGUGAAGGAAGGAAUGUUCAGGAGGUCUUGGGUGCAUGUAGGCGACGUGGGGGGGGGGGAGGAGUGGGUCCAGGUCGUUCGGUCACCGAAAGUGCAAUUCGAAAGUGCAAUUUUCUACCAGACUGCCGCUGAGCACCUUCUUAUCGCUAUAAGCGGUGCUAGAUAG